Rhodamnia argentea is the source of this 2073-nucleotide messenger RNA. RefSeq names its product hsp70-Hsp90 organizing protein 3-like. Gene Ontology annotation, molecular function: Hsp90 protein binding. Lineage: Eukaryota; Viridiplantae; Streptophyta; Magnoliopsida; Myrtales; Myrtaceae. The coding region runs from base 179 to 1924 and encodes 581 amino acids. The record is from RefSeq and is a predicted model, not a curated record. The transcript is spliced from 7 exons.
UCUCUCUCUCUCCUCAUCGCCAGAACUCUCUCGUCUCCUCCUUUUCCCAUCUUGUUCAAUUAUUAUAAACCCUAGCACGUCUUUCCACUUUACUGUCCUCCAUAAAUCACACUCCCCCCGAUCUCGAAUCCUGCUCUCUACCCUUCGCGAAUCGGCGCCUCGCGAGUCCCAAUCUCCCAUGGCCGACGAAGCCAAAGCCAAGGGCAACGCCGCCUUCUCCUCCGGCGACUACCACUCCGCCGUCCGCCACUUCUCCGACGCCAUCGCCAUCGCCUCCACCAACCACGUCCUCUACUCCAACCGAUCCGCCGCCCACGCCUCCCUCCACAACUACUCCGACGCCCUCGCCGACGCUGAGAAGACCGUCGAGCUCAAGCCGGACUGGUCCAAGGGCUAUAGCCGCCUCGGUGCGGCUUACCAGGGGUUGGGCCGGUAUGACGACGCCAUCUCCGCCUACAAGAGGGGCCUCGAGAUCGAUCCUAGCAACGAGGCUCUCAAGUCCGGCUUGGCCGACGCGCAGGCCGCCGCGGGGUCGUCCAGGAGCCGUGCUGCUCCGCCGCCGAGCAAUCCGUUCGGGGAUGUUUUCCAGGGGCAGGAGAUGUGGGCAAAGCUGAUGGCCGAUCCGACGACCAGAAGUUUCCUGCAGCAACCGGACUUUGUGAGGAUGAUGCAGGAUUUGCAGAAGAAUCCUAGCAGUCUGAAUCUGUACUUGAAGGAUCAGAGGGUGAUGCAGGCGCUUGGAGUGCUGUUGAACGUUAAAUUGCACACUCCGGGUCAGGAUGCGGGCUUUGAGGCUGCGACGGAGGCUGAAUCGCCGCCAGCGAAUAAGCCAGACAAAAAGCCAGCCAAGGAACCGGAGCCGGUGCCAGAGUCAGAGCCAGGGCCGAUGGAUAUAAGUGAGGAGGAGCGAGAAGUAAAGGAGAUGAAGGCUCAGGCUCAGAAGGAGAAGGAGGCCGGUAAUGCAGCUUAUAAGAAGAAGGAUUUCGAGACUGCAAUUCAGCACUACACCAAGGCUAUCGAGCUUGAUGAUGAGGAUAUUUCUUUUCUCACGAACAGAGCUGCUGUGUAUUUGGAGAUGGGAAGGUAUGAGGAUUGCAUCAAAGAUUGUGAUAAGGCUGUUGAAAGGGGAAGAGAACUCAGAUCAGACUACAAGAUGGUAGCUAGAGCCUUGACAAGGAAGGGAACUGCACUUGUAAAGAUGGCGAAAUGCUCAAAGGACUAUGAGCCUGCUAUUGAGACCUUCCAAAAGGCUCUUACAGAGCAUCGUAACCCAGACACAUUGAAGAAACUAAACGAGGCUGAGAAAGCAAAGAAGGAACUGGAACAGCAGGAAUACUUCGAUCCUAAAUUGGCUGAUGAGGAGCGUGAGAAAGGAAAUGAAUGUUUCAAAGAGCAGAAAUAUCCUGAGGCUGUGAAGCAUUACUCGGAAUCAUUGAGAAGGAACCCUGAAGAUGCGAGGGCAUAUAGUAAUAGAGCAGCAUGCUACACGAAACUUGGGGCCCUGCCCGAGGGUCUGAAGGAUGCUGAGAAAUGCAUUGAGCUUGAUCCAACUUUCUCCAAGGGUUACACACGAAAAGGUGCCGUUCAGUUCUUCAUGAAGGAAUAUGAUAAAGCUUUGGAAACAUAUCAGGAGGGGUUGAAGCAUGAUCCAAACAACCAGGAAUUGCUCGACGGUGUACGAAGAUGCGUAGAACAAAUUAACAAGGCAAGUCGUGGUGAUUUGACUCCAGAUGAGUUGAAGGAGAGACAGGGCAAGGCAAUGCAGGAUCCAGAGAUUCAGAACAUUCUCACGGAUCCUGUAAUGAGACAGGUGUUGAUAGACUUCCAGGAGAACCCGAAGGCUGCGCAAGAGCACACAAAGAACCCAAUGGUGAUGAACAAGAUCCAGAAGCUGGUCAGCGCAGGAAUAGUCCAGAUCAGAUGAGUACUGUAUUUUGCAUGAGGAGGUCAUGAGUUUUUAUCUGUAAUUCCCUGGUGUGAAAUCAAGUGGUCUUAACUAUUGGAAACAUAUUUUAGUUGCAAAUUUUGAAAUGCUUUCUUCACAGUAUAAAUUGUGGGUUCUUUUUCGGUUCC